AUGUAUUCGUUCUUUCGUUCCUUCGCUGCCCUGGUGGCGGCCGGCAGUUUCCUCCAACCAUGCCUCGCCCAAACCACCACGCCAGAGAAAUACACAGACCCAGACACCGGCAUCAUCUUCGACACAUGGACCGUGGAGAAAACCUCCUCCGUCGCGGGCCUUACAUUCGGUGUCGCCCUGCCUGAAGACGCCCUGACGACCGAUGCGACGGAGUUUAUUGGAUACAUUUCCUGCUCCUCCUCCUCCACAGCCAGCGCAACAGGCUGGUGCGGUCUCUCCCUCGGCGGCUCCAUGAACAGCAACCUUCUCCUCCUCGCGUACCCGCAAGACGACCAAGUCCUAACCUCAUUCCGGUUCAGCUCCGGCUACGCCAUGCCAGAGGUCUACGCCGGCGAAGCCACACUAACCCAGAUCUCGUCGUCCGUGGAAGCCGACAGCUUCAGCGUGCUGUUCCGGUGCGAGGGGUGUCUGGCGUGGGACCACGAGGGGGUGACAGGCAACGCGACGACUUCGAAUGGAAGGCUGAUUCUGGGGUGGGCGCAGGGGCAGGAUAGCCCGACUGAUGCGGCUUGUCCGGAUGAUCUGAGUGUGGUGCAGCAUGAGGGGCAGGGGAUUUGGGUUGGUACGCUGGAUGAGAAUGCCGCGUCGAGUGAGUAUGAGACUUGGGCGGAGCUGGCGACUGAGGAAGUUACUGGGGAUUGUGAUGGGGGUGGUGGUGGUGGUGGAGGUGGUGGUGAUGUAGUUGGCACGCCUGUUCCCGAUGGUGCGAGCUACGAGUAUAUCAUUGUUGGGUCAGGCCCGGCUGGUAUGGUUCUUGCGGACCGACUGAGUGCGACUGGAGCAAAGACGCUGCUGAUUGAGAAGGGGCCGCCUAGUAUUGGGCUAUGGGGUGGCGAUUUGAAGCCGGACUGGUUGAAUGAGACGGAUCUGACGCGGUUUGAUGUGCCCGGUCUGUGCAACCAGAUCUGGGUGGACAGUGCAGGCAUUGCGUGUCCCGAUAACGACCAGAUGGCGGGAUGUGUUGUUGGUGGAGGCACUGCUGUCAACUCAGGGCUGUGGUGGAAGCCGUACUCGAAGGACUUUGACGAGGGCUUCCCUGAGGGAUGGAAGUACGACGAUGUCUCGGGCAGUGUGGCCAAGGUGUUUGACCGGAUCCCUGGCACGAUCACUCCCAGCACGGAUUCGAAGCUGUAUCUGCAGGAAGGCCCCAGUGUUAUCAUGAACGGGCUGCUGGCGAACGGGUGGGAGAUGUCCAGCUUCAACGAUGCGCCCGAGCAGAAGUACCGCAGUGUUGGAUACAGUCCGUAUAUGUUCAGCAAUGGCCAGCGCAAUGGGCCCAUGGCGACGUACCUGGUGUCUGCGAACGAGCGCAACAACUUCGACAUGUGGAUCAACACGACUGUGCGCAGGGUUGUCAGAGACCAGGGCACUGCUACUGGCGUCGAGCUCCAGCCAUUCCUUGACGGGGGGUACGAGGGUACUCUGAACCUGACGACUGGUGGCAAGGUCAUUCUGAGCGCCGGAGCAUUUGGCACUCCCAAGAUUCUGUUCAGGAGUGGAAUCGGACCCGAGGACCAGCUCAGCGUCGUCAACAACUCCAAGACCGACGGAGACACCAUGAUUGCUGAGUCCCAGUGGAUCAACCUCCCUGUCGGAGAGAACCUGAUGGACCACCCUAACACUGAGGUUGUCGUGCAACAUCCCGAUAUCGUCUUCUACGACUUCUACGGCGCCUGGGACGACCCUGUCGAGGCCGACAAGCAGAGCUACAUAUCGAACCGAACUGGCCCUCUGGCCCAGGCCGCACCAAACGUCAAUCCUGUCUUCUUCGACCAGGUCACCGGCCCCGACGGCGUGACCCGCCAGCUGCAAUACCAGGCCCGAGUAGAAGGCAGCCAUAACAUCGAAGACGGCCACACCAUGUCCAUUACGCAAUACGUCGGCCGCGGCCAGACCUCCCGCGGCAAGGUCACCAUCAACAGCGGCCUCAACACCGUCGUCAGCACGCUCCCCUGGCUGCGCGACGAGAACGACACCGACGCCGUGAUCCAGGGUCUGGAGCGCCUGCGUGACUCUCUGAGCAAUGUCACCGGCUUGACCUGGGCCUUCCCGACCAAGAACGUCACCAUUACCGAUUUCGUGAACAGUCUCCCUGCGACGGGGCGCGGUAGUAACCACUGGAUGGGAUCGUGCAAGAUGGGCUCUGACGACGGCCGCGACGGUGGGUCUGCUGUCGUGGAUCUCGACACUAAGGUAUAUGGCACGGAGAACCUGUUUGUGGUGGAUGCGAGCAUCUUCCCUGGGAUGGUCAGCACCAACCCCUCGGCUUAUAUUGCGACUGUGGCGGAGACUGCGGCGGAGAGGAUUCUGGCUUUGUAA
Aspergillus puulaauensis is the source of this 2379-nucleotide messenger RNA. RefSeq names its product cellobiose dehydrogenase. The transcript is spliced from 8 exons. Bases 1 to 2379 code for a protein of 792 amino acids. Gene Ontology annotation, molecular function: oxidoreductase activity, acting on CH-OH group of donors; flavin adenine dinucleotide binding. The record is from RefSeq and is a predicted model, not a curated record. NCBI's taxonomy places the organism in Eukaryota, Fungi, Ascomycota, Eurotiomycetes, Eurotiales, Aspergillaceae.